ACAGGCUAACUGUGUAAUUUGCUAGCUCACAUAAUUUUCUUGUAAAACACAAGGCCUUCACUCAUUCGCGGACAAACCCAAGAUAUACUUUUUGGUCACAGGCUUGAUUAUAUUGGAAGCGCAAACUGUUGAAAUAAAAUAUUUUUAUACAAGGGAAUCUCCCCAUGUUAAACUAUUGAUGCCAUCAAGAUACCCAGCGACAAAUUAGACUAUUUACUAUAACCGUAGGCCACAAAGUUUCUAUCUCGAUAUCUGGCUCCAUGGAACAAGACAGCCAUGUCAAGUCUCUUUAUAUGGAUGAUGGUAUAGACGGAAACCGAGACACACAAUCUACUUCCGCAUUGAUCUCACAACAAGUCUUAUUGUUAUGUCCGCGGCCCGAACCGCGGCUGAAAUAACUCAGUAAGAAUCUUCAGACAAUGUGUUACAGAAGCUGCUAUAAAUAGGCAACAAAGAAAUGGAUAUAUGGAUUUAUCCAUGGAUUGUCCUGUUAUUCUAUGCGCAAUGCCAAGCAGCAUUGUGUCCUGACAAUCAGUUUGGUUCUCGAUGUCAAUUCAAGUGUCACUGUGUGGACAAGUGUGACUCUGAAGGAAAGUGCUUUGGAAAUUCAACAAAAUGCUCACCUAGAUGGUUUGGGUUCAGAUGUCAAUACAGAGACAUUGCCGAAGACGCCAGCGUAGAGCCACCACAAGCCAAGUCAUGGUUGAGCGAAGGUCCAUUGUGUCAGCAAGGCUUAAGUCUCAUAAGACUGACUCUAACCUGGGGCGUGCCGCAGUCUUUCACCUGGCUGAGAAUAGCCAAAUCAAAUAUAUCGUAUGCUGCGAAUAUCACCCUAAAGUUAAGGGCGACUACUUCGUCAACUCUCUCGUGCACCAAUAUGAAAAUGUUUUACAUCGAUGCCUUGACCUUUGACAUUAGAUGUGACGUCAAUGAAGCAAUCGACCAAUUAACAAUAGAGAGUAACAUUGUGGACUACAUAUGUUCUCUGAGAGUCAGUGGAGGUAGAAAUUUAGCCAUCUUCCAAUCAACCAAUCAAUCAUCCACAUUAAAUAAUAACUCACUAUUUAGUGCACAGUACGCAGUAGAUGGUGUGAUAAAGGACACCUGUGGAUCAGGAUACUGUGCUAAUACUUCUUCAAAUGACAAUACACCAAGCUGGCAAAUAACCUUUGACCAGCCCUACAUACUAAAUACUUUUAUUUUAUAUAACAGCAAUGACGCUCAAGAGCGACUAAAAUAUUUUGUGAUUCAUAUUUUGGACUCUAACAGAUCUAUAUUAUUUACUAAACAAGGCGAUGGAGUGAAUCGUCCCAGAUACACCGUUCUGUAUUUCAGCAUUUUGGCUAUUGCAGCGGUAAACCUCAGUAACAUGUAUAGGUUUGAUUAUGAACCUGUGCCCUACGUCAGUAUCAAUGAAUUUGAAGCUUACGGAGAGUGUGUUCCAGGAUUAUGGGGGCUAGAAUGCAAUAAUUUAUGCAAAAGAGAAUGCCGAGAUAGUUGCCUUAUGGAAGAUGGAUCAUGUACAAAUGAAGCUAUUGAUGUGUUUGAUUCCAAAUGUGCCAAUUGUUCUUGGGAUAUGAGCCAAUGUAACACAAUUGGCAACACAACUGAUAGAUUUAUUACUGAAUCUGACUUUGGAACAGGCUUCGGCGCUGGUUUUGGUGCAGGGGUAGCAGUGACAUUAGCCAUAGUUGGUGCCACAAUUUUUAUAUGGUACAUUAUUCAAUGGCGUAGAUCAAAACUGAAAGCAGGUAUGAGCGUGAAGGAGCACUCCUACGACCAAACCGACGUUACCCAAAAAGAGAGUCACCGUUAUCAAGGGAUUAAGGUUCAGGUCUCUAGUAAAGAAAAAACUUACGAGCCUAUGGAAGACGCCCAUGUGGGCGUCACUUCGACGAGAAACAAUGCAGAUGUGUAUGUAAAUACAGAGAAUAAUUAUGACGAAACAUUUUAGGAACAUACUAUUAAACGUCUGCAUUAGAUGUGUAAAUUAUGUGUCACGAUCAUCAAUGUGCCAAUGUCACGAUCUUUUAUGAUGUUAGAUGUCACGUUGAAGAUUAUCUUGAUCUAAACAGCACAAUCAAUGAUCGUGGCUGACGAGGAUCUAGAAAUCGUCAGUUGAUAGGAUGAUCAUUUAGAAGUUGCCAGUUGAUAAGAGGAUCAUCUAGAAGUUGCUAGUCGAUAAGACGAUCUAAGUAUGUUAUUAUUAUAAUCAAUGAAGAAACUUCUCUUCGACAAAUACUUUAAUUCAGAACUUGAAAAAGCUAUUCACAAUAAUUACAAUGAUAUACUGUGAUUGAAUAAAACAUGAAAUAUAUUUCUACUAGUUUAAAUGAUCUACACAAUAAUAUGAUCAUGUCAUCUUUCUUUGAGUUCCAACACAAGACUUUAGUACAUCUUCUCUCUAACACGUUCCGCUCGACACUGCCGGCAAUCUAGAAUCUUUCCUGGGCUCUAGAGCGUUACCACGUGACUAACAUCUCUCCGUCGCAUGGCCAACCAAUAAAAUACAACUUAACAUACAAUAGUUAACAUUUCUGACCAAUUACAAUUAUUAUAAUAAAAGGUUUCUGUCUACUUGGAUAUCCCCGAGCUAGCUGAAAUGUUGCCGGCGAACCUUGAGCUAAAUAUAGAUUAAGCGUACAUGACAUUAUGUAGGUCGCAACUGGUCAUAAGAAACACUGGACUCAUCCGUAAUCUUCGGAAUUAAUGACACUUCCGUUGCUUUAUUUUAUCGACGUCAUAUUGGUAUCUGGCUGUGUAGUCCUAGUGAACUAUUACUUAACGAUGAUAGAAUUAAUUUUAGAAUAGGUGAUCACUAUCGAAAAAUAUAAAUAAUUUGUGUAUUAUGUUGUGAUUUUAAUAUUUUAAUAAAUGCAUAAGAAUUGUAGCUUUUGA
This is a messenger RNA of Biomphalaria glabrata, 2898 nucleotides long. RefSeq lists its product as uncharacterized. The transcript has 9 exons. The record is from RefSeq and is a predicted model, not a curated record. Bases 458 to 1954 code for a protein of 498 amino acids. NCBI's taxonomy places the organism in Eukaryota, Metazoa, Mollusca, Gastropoda, Planorbidae.